Messenger RNA from Lotus japonicus, 1470 nucleotides. RefSeq lists its product as uncharacterized. The record is from RefSeq and is a predicted model, not a curated record. The transcript has a single exon. NCBI's taxonomy places the organism in Eukaryota, Viridiplantae, Streptophyta, Magnoliopsida, Fabales, Fabaceae. The coding region runs from base 1 to 1470 and encodes 489 amino acids.
AUGGAGAAAGUGGUAACGGCUGACGGAGAGGAGGAACUUGGCCGGAAAAAGCCUCCGGAAGGAGGGCCACCUAGCCAACGCAUGUCCUUCAAGGAAAAACUGAUGGGGAGCACGGAGAAACAACCUGUGAAAGAGAGAGUAGACUUGUUUGAUACCGGCAAGAUGACGGUGGAAUAUGUCGACGACAACCCGAUGCUGCCCCGCAUUAGGGUGGACAGAUCUGUUAUUGAAACGAUGUGUGCGCCAUGGAAAGAAGCGUUGGUCGUUUGUCUGCUUGGCAAACGUCUAGGCUACCGCACAAUGAAGGCAAAGCUUGAUAGCACAUGGAAACCCACGGCAGGCUUUGAGUUAAUGGAUGUCGACAAUGAGUUUUACCUAGUGACUUUUGAUAAGGAAGAAGAUAAGAACAAGGUAAUUGGAGGCGGGCCAUGGACGAUCUUCGACCAUUACCUAGAGGUCUCCACCUGGAGCCCGGAGUUUAUCUCCCCGGCGGCGCGAGUUCAGAGAACUCUGGCAUGGAUACGUAUACCGGGACUAAAUGUCGCGUUCUAUGAUGAAAGUUUCCUAAUGUAUGUCGCCCGCGCGAUUGGUCGUCCCAUUAAGGUCGAUACUAACACUCUUUCUGGGGACAGAGGAAGGUUUGCUCGCAUCUGUGUGGAACUCGACCUUACAAAGGCAGUCAUCGGCAGAAUAUGCACAGAGGACUUAUGGUACAAAGUGGAGUAUGAGGGACUCCAUAUCAUAUGUACCAAGUGUGGCUGUUAUGGCCACCGUAGCCCAGAAUGCAAGGGGGCGCCACCGGAGACACUAAAAAAGCAAGAGCCAGCAGGAGCGACAUCUGAGGGUAAAGAUAGAGAAGGGACUCUUGGCCCAGGAUCUCAGGCAGCGGCUCCAAGCUCAGGCAGCGUUUCAGAACCAAUGACGGCGGAGGCCGUGCAAAACCCUAAUCAAAACAAGUUCACUCAGAUGCACACUGGUGGGUCCCAAACUAGUCCUGGCAUUACGCACGUGGCGAGUAUUACGGUGGACGUUAGGGAAAAUGAACAAAAUCAGAAACAGAAUCCCACGAUUGAAGUGGCAGAAGUGGAAAUUCUAGGGGAAUGGAUGACGGUUUCCAAGAAAAAAAAGAAACCGCUGAAAUCAUGGGACAAAGAUCGGGGAGGUAAUCAUGGGAAAUUUAAUUCUAAUGAUGAGCACCAGAAACCAAAGGGAAUAAAGGCCCAAAAUCCGAAGCGGUCCAACGAUGCUAGUGGCCCCCAACGGCCCACUAGGGAGACAGGUAGCAAUGUUGGGAGCCGUGGAAAAGCAACAAUUACCCAGCGGUCAAAGGGAGACAAGUCAGCGAAGGUGGGGCCAUUUGCAGUUUUCUCUCUUGCAAAUCAGGAGGCAAGCUCAAGCACUGAUUGGUUGAACCUAAGCUCCAAAAAACGGCGCACGAGGUUCGAAGAUUGGGACAAACCGAGUGUAUAA